Thrips palmi is the source of this 2980-nucleotide messenger RNA. RefSeq lists its product as uncharacterized. Bases 122 to 2782 code for a protein of 886 amino acids. The transcript has 10 exons. Lineage: Eukaryota; Metazoa; Arthropoda; Insecta; Thysanoptera; Thripidae. The record is from RefSeq and is a predicted model, not a curated record.
GGCCGGCGCGGGGCCGGCGGCAAGGGUGCAGAGGCGAGCCUCGCCUUGCAGCACGACACCAUCAAGUUCACCGCGCCGCAGCUCGCUCGCGCUGACGCCGUGCUGGGGGACAUCAUCCGGGAUGACCUGCCCAUGCAAGGUAAGCCUCUGUGUGGCGGCGGCGACCGUGUCCGAUCCAGCCUUGAUGUGCCUGGGGUGGCCUUGUGCAGGGGACAUAGCGCCCGGCGUGGAGGCCGUCUGCGAGCGGCUGGUGCAGCGCUUGCUGUGCGCCGUGGGGGCCGCCGACUCGCGCUUCGCCUCCAAGUACCUCGUUUGUUUGGACCGGCGGACUUCAGGCGAGAGCGACGGUCUGACGCUGGAGUACCUGGUCCGCCUGGACGCGCUCUCAACCCCCGCGCUGUACCCAGGGGACGCGCCGCCGCCGUGUCGCGUGGUGGAGGGCGCCGCCCAGGAGGCCGUGCCGCAGGGCUAUGCUCGCCUGCGCGCCAACGGCCACGACCACGACCCGUGGGCCGAAUUCCUGAGCCCCGGCGGCUUCCUGCGGAGAGACAAAGUGCAGGAGCGCUUCGUCGAGCUGCUGGCCGCCGCCGCCGCCCCCGUGUCGUCGCCGUCCGUGGACGAGUCACGGCUGUGCGGCGCGCCGGGCAAGGUGGUGGACGCCGCGGUGUUGGCGGACCUCCUGGCGCUGCCCGCCGACGGGCAGCUCUUCCUGGCGUCCGGUACUGACCGCUACCCCGACCCCAGGGACGCUCGCAUCGCCAUCGUGGAGGGGUCGCCGUGGGUGCGUCUGCGACUGGGCCUGACCCGCGACGUGCUCGUCAAGCUGGUGCUGGGCGUGGGCGUGGACCGGUGGCCGCGCGGCACCGACCUGCCGGCCAGGGUGCCGCUGACGCACCCCGACUGCCUGCUGUACCAGCACGUGGCCACGACGGGCUGCUUCCUGGUGGCGAGCGGCCCCCCGCUGCUGCUGCGGUGCGACGACCGGCCCUGUACUUGGCAGCUGUGGGCGCCCUGCGCCGAGGCCACGCUGCUGCGCCACUACGCUCUGGAGCUGGACGAGGACCCCGACAUGCUGCACAUGCAGCGCUGGCUGCCCGCGUCCGCCGCGCUGCACGUGGUCGCCGUGCUGGACAGGCUGGUGUGCGUCCUGCGCGGCGCCAGCGAACGCAGCUACCUGUUCCCGUCGCUGCACAUCCUGUCGGCGAGCGCGCGCCAGGGCGUGCCGCUGUCCGAGGAGGCCCUGAUGGGCGACGCCUCUGCCCUGGCCGCUUUCCUGCGCCGUCUGCACGUUGACUGCUCGGCCCCCGCCGUGCCUGGCGUGCCCCAGGGCCUCGGCUCCGGCGCGGGUGUGGACGCCAGGACCCGGCGACAUUCGCACCAGCCCGCGGCCACCAGGUCGCGGCGCCUGGGCUUCCGCGUGUCCAGCAACGGGCCGGCCGCCGAGACGGCGCACUUCAGCCCGCGGCAGCUGCAGUACAUCGGCGCGCUGCUGCGGGGGCUGCUGCUGUGCCGCGCGCUGCGCAUCGAGGGCGCCUCGGCCCACUCCUGGUUCCCCGGCACCAUGCGGCGCCACCCCUUCGCCACGCUGUCGGCGGCGUCCUCCACCGGGACGCUGCGUUCCAGCGGCUCGGCCAGCUCCAACGAGAAGAAGCCGGCGGGAGAGGCUGCCUUCGCAGGCAGCAGGGAAGCAGCCGUGACCGCGGACGCCGAGGACGUGGCGUGCCUCGUGGCCGUGGUGCUGGAGCAGGCCAGGACGUACGCCCUCGCGAGCCGAGCGGACGGUGGGACCGGUGGGACGGGCUUCCAGACGGCGGCGCGCUCACGCCCCGGCUCCCCCGGCAGGACCAGCAGGGCCAGCAGGGCCAGCAAGGGCUCCUCCACGAGCGGGGCCAGCACCAUGACCCCCGCCGUGGCCAAAGUGUACCGCGCCAUGCUGGCCGCGGCUGGCGGGUCGGGGUCUGAGGCGGAGGCCGACCCCGAGGAGGACGAGGAGUGGGAGCCGCUGCACGGCCGCCUGCGCAACGCGUCGCCGCUCAGCGACCUGCUGCUGCAGCGCCACCGCCAGGGCCUUCACCGCGCCAUCGGCGACCUGCUCCCGGCGCUGCUAGCCAUGCAGAAGUUCUCUCUCGUGCAGGAGGCGGCCUGGUCGCUGCCGGAGCCGCAGCGCGGCGAGGUUCUCGACGGCGUGGCCCGGAUGGCGCGUGAGUCCCGACGCCGCUCGGCCGCCCGCUCCCGGAUCACGCCGACGUCCACCCUGCGGCGCGGCGGCAAGGCGCCAGGCGAGGACGACGCUCGCGACGUCCACGCGGAGCAGUACCGCGUGACGGACGAGCACGCCCUGGGCACACCGUCGCCGUACCGCGAGGAGGACAAGGACGACCACGAGUCCCUGACCGAGGCCGACCGCCACCUGGAGCAGGAGCUGCGCCGCAUGAAGCUGGCCGAGUCCCUGCUGGGGACGUGCCGCGCCGCCCGCGCGCCCGCCCACCUCGACGUGGAGCUGGCCACCAUGUUCGACGACCCGGCCGGUACGAAGGCGACUGCGGGGGGUGACCUCGAGUCCCCGGUGCACCCGACGACGCUGUCCUCGUCCUUCCCGCCGCGCGGCGGCCUCGGCGGCCACGACGGCCACUACGGCUUCCUGGAGCAGACGCACGACCGGCAGCUGCGUCUGGGGCCGCCGCCCGGGCACCCCUGCUACCCGCCACCGGCCGUCAAGGCCAGGACGGCCGCCAAGAAGAGCAACAGCCACAAGAAGCGCGAGGCGCUCACCAAGCUGUAGGCCGUCAUCCCCGUGGGGCACCGUUUGGAACACUGUUCCUGGGACAAAUAGAAACCAAAGAUGACACCAAAUCACUCAUUUUCCAGGGCCAUCACCCGUAUUGCUAGCUCGAGUCAUUUUGCUUUGGCAUGCACGUGCUGUCCUACCGUUCUGCUGGCAAAGCCAUGCCAUUUUUAAUAAAUAUACGUUCCCCACGCA